Molecule: messenger RNA, 4068 nt
Organism: Microsporum canis CBS 113480
Lineage: Eukaryota; Fungi; Ascomycota; Eurotiomycetes; Onygenales; Arthrodermataceae
Product: pre-mRNA-splicing factor ATP-dependent RNA helicase prp22
Exons: 3
Coding region: 1-4068 (1355 amino acids)
Cellular component (GO): intracellular anatomical structure
Molecular function (GO): RNA binding; ATP binding; protein binding
Source: RefSeq, a predicted model, not a curated record
AUGGGCCCAAAAAGGGGCGGCGGAAAUCGUGUUGGGCCCAAGAAGACCUCAGGCUCGCAGCCGGCAGAGAUUUCUAUUUCUGACUUUGUUGCUGCUGGCGACAAAAAUGAGGCUAAAAAGACGAAAGCUGGAGCCAAGUCCAAAAAGAAAGAUGCUGGAGGAGAGGCAUCAAAUAACUCAGAAGAGCCCAAGAAGCCCUCUGUGAGGGCGGUUGUAGGAGGCGCGUCAUGGACGGGGAAAUUACCUGUAAACAUGCUUUCAGAGCAUUGCCAAAAGCAAAAGUGGGUAAAACCUGAGUAUACAACGAUCAAAACUCCAGAUGGGUUUCUAGCAGGCGUCAUAUUGAAAAAAGUCAACCCGAAGACGAACGAAACAGUGACUCUACCACCAUUUCGACUGCCGCCCUCACAUAAGAAACUGGGUGUGCAGCCAACAGCUGUGGAGGCCCGUCACUUUGCUGCCGCCUACACUCUGUUCCUAGUAUGCAACAGGCUAAAUUUACACAUGAUGAUGCCGCCAACCUUCCGUGAUCUUUGGAAAGACCAAUUUGCAACACUCAAAGCAGAUGAUGUGAAGAACGGGAAUGGGUGGAUGUAUGAAGCUGAUCCCUUCACCACAUUUCAGGAAAGAAAUAACGCGGCUGCUGAGCUUACACGGCGGAAGGAGCAAAAAGCAAAGGAAUCAUCGAAACAACGAGAAGAUCGCGUUCAACUCGGGAUCGCAUCUACUGAGGGUAGGAGUAAUGGUAGUACAGCAGGUCGCUGGCUAAAGGCACCAAAAAUUGACAUGGGUGACAAAGCUCGUGGAAGAGUUGAGGACCUUAUUCGGCGAAGAGCCAUCUGGAACCCAUAUAGGGUUGAGAUAUCUGAAGCUGGGAAAAAGAGCAUGGUGGAUGAAUUCACCAAACUUGGUUUUCGAAAGAGCCAUGUUGAGGAAGCACUUUCGGAAUGUAAAGAUAGAGAGGAGGCUCUUGAGUGGCUACUCAUCCAUAUACCAGAGGAUGAUCUUCCUCCGUGGAGUCUACCGGAAGGCUAUACUGCUGGCAUAACAUUGGCAAGCAAUGACCUUGUGAGAGAGUCUAAGAUCAAACGGCUCACUGCUGCCGGAUACUCAGCAGACUUGUGCUGCUCAGUUCUUGAUAAAUAUGGGAAUGAUGAACGACUCGCUGCUGAAGCCCUUCAGCAUAUGUUAAUUUACAGUCAAGAUCUCGCUACUAAACCUGGUGCUCUAAAUAAUGUUAAUGCCGUUUGGGAGGAAGAACACCAAACUCUAGAAGCUAUUUUUGAUACCAAGUAUAAGCGGCUGUCUGAAAAUGCAUGUCAAGUCACGUCGGAGACCGAGUCUUUGCCAACUGUCACAUACUCCUUCUGGAACCCGGCUAUUGCUACUUACCCGGCAGCCCCCCCAGUUGUGGCCAUUCUCACAAAGGAAAUACCUGCUUAUAUUAGACUGAGUGCAACGAGGCAGGCUGUACAGCAUGCACUGACUGAUCUCGGAGGAGAGCCGAUGAUAUUUAAUAUAAUUGACUGGCUGAAUGAGAACCUGCGCCGUAUUUUAGAGAACCCCGGGAAACUACGAAGCAUAUCCGUUGAGUCUGGCGAUAAUGUGAAUAAUGAAGGCAAGGCAUCCAGAACCUUUGACACAAAAUCGAAGUCGACUAGAGGAAUGGAGUUUCGACCCAAGGGUCCAGGAAGCGAUGACAUCCGACGUAACUGGGAAGCCAAACAGUCAACACCCCAGCAACAAAAUAUGCUCAAGGCAAGGCAAUCUCUGCCAGCGUGGGAUAUUCAAGAUGAAAUUCUGGAUGAGGUGUACUCGCACCAGGUCACAAUAGUUUCUGGCGAGACAGGCAGUGGAAAAAGUACACAGUGCGUCCAGUUUAUAUUGGAUGACUUGAUCCGGCGAGACCUUGGUUCGUCGGCAAACAUUGUCUGUACGCAACCGCGAAGAAUUUCAGCCCUCGGCCUUGCUGAUCGGGUCAGUGCAGAGCGUUGUUCAAAAGUUGGUGAUGAUGUUGGAUACAUUAUCAGGGGAGAUUCAAAAUCUACACAAGGUGUAACUAAAAUCACAUUCAUGACAACCGGUGUUUUGCUGCGGCGUCUGCAAACGGCUGGUGAAAGCGUGGUUGAGGCUUUGGCUGAUAUCAGCCAUGUGGUUCUUGAUGAGGUCCACGAACGUGGCCUGGAUACUGAUUUUCUUCUUGCUGUGCUAAAGGAAGCGCUGAAAAUCCGAAAGGACCUUAAGCUUAUCCUCAUGAGUGCCACUCUUGAUGCCAAUAUGUUUAUCAACUAUUUUGGCGGAGAUAAACAGGUGGGAAGAGUCACAAUUCCUGGCAGAACGUUCCCUGUCGACGAUAUAUAUCUUGAUGAUAUCCUCCGAAAUACUGGCUUUGAUUCAAAUAUGCCAUAUGAACACUCAGAUGAAAACGAGCCAUCUCUGGGCAAAACCAUCCAGAGACUUGGGGGUGGAAUCAAUUACGACCUCAUUUCAAGCACCGUGCAGCAUAUUGAUUCCCAGCUGGGUGACGAACCCGGUGGCAUCCUGAUCUUCUUACCAGGAACUAUGGAAAUAGAUCGGUGUUUAUCUUCCAUGAGGCAUCUUCAUUUCGCCCAUUUACUACCCCUACACGCCUCACUGCUCCCCAGCGAACAGAAGCGAGUCUUCUAUGCACCUCCACAAGGAAAACGAAAAGUAAUCGCGGCCACAAAUGUUGCAGAAACAUCCAUUACAAUUGAUGAUAUUGUAGCGGUAAUAGAUACCGGUCGGGUGAAAGAAACGAGAUAUAACCCUGUCGACAACAUAGUGCGAUUAGAAGAAACUUGGGCAUCCCAAGCAGCUUGUAAACAGCGCCGAGGUCGAGCCGGACGUGUGCGUAAUGGUACCUGUUAUAAACUAUACACUCGAAACGCGGAACAGAAUAUGGCCUCCCGACCUGAACCGGAAAUUCGGCGUGUCCCACUUGAACAACUCUGCCUUUCCGUAAAGGCGAUGAGAGGGAUUCAAAACGUACCCGGCUUUCUUGCAAACACUCUUACUCCUCCAGACAAUGUUGCCGUGGGCGGAGCUCUGCACAUGCUUCACCGUAUGGGAGCUCUUGACAAUGAUCAGCUAACAGCUCUCGGCCGCUGUCUGUCAAUAAUUCCAGCGGAUUUGCGCUGUGCCAAAUUAAUGGUUUAUGGCGUUAUAUUCGGAUGCAUUGAAGCAUGCCUUACCAUCGCUGCUAUUUUAACUGUUAAGAGCCCUUUUGCAAGCCCAAGGGAAGCCCGUGAAGAGGCAAAGGAGGCUAGAAGUUCGUUCUCUAGUGGAGAUGGGGACCUUCUUACCGACCUAGCUGCAUACCAACAGUGGGUGGACAAGGUUCGAGAGCAGGGCUACCGAAAAGCCCAGACAUGGUGCCGGGACAACUUUCUCCUUCCUCAAACUCUACAGGAUAUCUCAUCCAAUCGAGCUCAGCUCCUUGGGUCAUUGAAAGAUGCUGCACUUCUUCCUGUAGAUUACAAGGACCCUGAAAGUCAGAGUCGAUGGAAUCGUCACGACAAAAAUACUUAUUUGAUCCGUGCUUUGAUCUCGGGUGCCUUCAAUCCUCAGAUUGCAUCGAUCUCGUUCCCUGAGAAGAAAUUCGCUGCUUCGAUGACAGGGACGAUCGAGCUUGACCCCGAAGCCCGUACGAUCAAAUACUUUAACCAAGAGAAUGGAAGAGUAUUUGUGCACCCUAGCUCAACCUUGUUUGAUGCGCAAGUAUUUUCGGGUUCUGCACAGUACGUGAGUUACUUUACCAAAAUGGCGACGAGCAAAGUCUUCAUUCGAGAUGUGACGCCAUUUAACUCUUAUGCAUUACUAUUAUUCACCGGGCAAGUGACACUGGACACGCUUGGUAGAGGCGUACUGGUUGAUGAAUGGCUUAGACUCAGAGGUUGGGCUCGGAUUGGAGUUCUGAUUUCUAGGUUGAGAAUGAUGCUUGAUGAGGUAUUGAGACGAAAAAUCGAUAACCCUGGCCUCAAUGUGGAGGAAGAUGAAGUCAUUGAAGUUGUUCGUCACCUUGUUUUGCUUAAUGGCCAGGAUUUUUAA